Messenger RNA from Schistosoma haematobium, 3774 nucleotides. It is a transcript of the gene TGIF1, whose product is annotated as Homeobox protein tgif1. The record is from RefSeq and is a predicted model, not a curated record. NCBI's taxonomy places the organism in Eukaryota, Metazoa, Platyhelminthes, Trematoda, Strigeidida, Schistosomatidae. Bases 633 to 3476 code for a protein of 947 amino acids. The transcript is spliced from 9 exons.
GGAAACCAUAAUGAUAUUUCGUUUCUUAUUAGUCAUUUCCAUAAGCACUUUUAGUGUGUUCGGAACUUCAAUAUAUCAUCGAGUUUUCAAAAUAUACGUAUUCGAAAUUCAUUCCCAUAUUCAACUUAUUUAAUUCCGCUAUACGCUAACGCGAGUUAAGUCAGUGAUUAUUUACGAGGAUUGGCAAAGUGUGUAUUUCAAUAACAAUCAUUCAUACGAUCUAUCUGGAGUCAGAUAUGUGGCCACAAAACUUCAAUCAGUAUCGUAAAAUUACUGCUCAAGAAGAUUCAUUUGAAUUCAGUUAUUGGGCUUGAAUCAGACGGAACAAAAACUAUUUAUCUCAACAUUGUCAUGAUAUACCAGGAUUGACAAUAAAACGAUUAUAUUUCGAAUUAACUGGAGCUGUAAUCUAUUCUCAUCCAAAUUAUGCUCAACUAUAUGAAAAUAUUCAUAAAAAUAUACAUCAAUCAAAAUCAAAAUCAAACUUAUUUAAACAAAAUAAUAAAACUAAUAUUAAUAAUCAUAAAAAAUCGAUUAAAUUAUCGAAUAAAUUUGUAACAGUUGAUGAAACUAUUUUUCCACAACCGUAUACUUCUCAUAAACAUCGAAAAAACCAUCUAAAUUCAAUAGUAAUGACGACAACAACAACAAUGACAACAAAGGUGUUAAAACAAUCAACUGAAACUGUAACAAAUCGUAAUCAAUUAGAGAACAACCUUGAUCAUAAGUAUCCAGUUAAUUUUAGUUGUGAAAUUUAUAUUCAUUCACGUGUUAACUCACGUAUUAUGAUAAGAUUUCAAUCAUUCUAUAUACCAUCACAACAGCAUUUAUUAUGUGAUGAAAACUAUCUAUAUUUAUUUGAUUCAAAUACACCACAGUAUCGUGCUAUGGCAGAAGCCGGUGGUGAAAGAGGUCUUUGUCAGCAUCAUUUCCCUACACAACCAAUUUUCACAACAAAAUCAUUUGUUACAAUUGUAUUCAGAUCAACAACAUUCUCAUCAUCUUCAUCAAUGGAUAUGGAACCUGGCUUCAAAUUAAUACUUACAGCAAUAACUGAUGCAAAAUCUACAGGUGUUUGUGAAAAUAAUGAAUUCUUUUGUGGACAUAUAUCAGUGGAACCAUCUCAGUUAUCAUAUAUGCACAGAAACAAACGUUUAAUAACCAAUAUACUAAACUCAUCUGAUAAAACAAACUAUUCCACUGAUAUUCAGCCAAUAACUACUAAACACAUUUUACAAAACAUUGUUCAAAAUAAUUUAUCAAAAGUUAAAUCAGUCAAACUAAAACAACGUCGAGCAUCCAAACGUAAAGAUUAUGGUUAUUGUAUUUCAAGAUUACUUCAAUGUGAUAGUAUUGUACAUUGUCAUAAUGCAAGAGAUGAGUUACCUAGUUUACGAAUGAAUCCAUCAGAUUUACCUCAUCAAUUAUUACAUGCAUUAGUUGGUGCUUAUCUUACUCCUGCUGAUUUAAACAAUGUUGGUUGUACAGUAUAUAAAUUAAACAAUGAUCCACUUAUAAACAAUAAUAAUAAAUACACAUUAGUCAAAAGUUUAUUUCCUAGCUCACAAAUGGAAAACAACAGAACAAAUUUACCACCUUUUUUCCCAAUCAGCUCAACAGCUAACACACUGAUAAUUGGAUGUAUUAUACUAGUCUCUUUUGUUGUUAUUGUAUUUGCAUAUUCAUGUUACCAAUAUUGUUAUCGUAAGAAAUUACGAACAAUACAAAUACCCAACAAGUCAAUCGUUUACUGGUCAUCGUUUAAAACAAUGAAAGGAUUAAAUAUUAUUUCACAAGAUCAUGUUAAAUCUAACUUAAAAAACCAAGAGCAAAAAACAGACAUGAACAAAGAAUGUUUCACACAAAAUGGAUUAGGAAAAUAUAUGAUAGGUCGUAGUGCAACUGAUGGUACUUUAAGUACGCUUGCUGAAUCCUACCCAGGAUCAAAUAAAAAUGAAAAAUGUACUUCAGAUAUCAAUCAAUCUUCCCUUUAUGUACAAAAUAGACCACUGAUCCCCCAAUCAAUUAGUAGAAACUCACUUCAAUCAAAUGAUUAUAAUUACCAUAGCAAUAAUAAUAAUAAUAAUAGUACAAAAAGUGUCCAUUUUGAUGUACCUAACAGUAAUGAUGAUAAUAAUAAUAAUAAUAACAAUAUAUCACAAAAUUCAAACCAGUAUUACAAAGCACCAUGUGUGAAUUCUAUUAAUCCUCAAUGUUUCGGAUCAUAUUGUGAAACGGUUCCUUUCAUCAAUCAACAACAACAAAUCCAAAUAAAUUGGCAAACUAAUUCUCAACAGUUAAUAUGCUACCCAAUAAUGAAUAAAAGCCAAAUGUUUACUAAUUGUUCACAAACACUAUUUCAUACAAGUCUAUACUCAAAUAUUAAUAAUUCCCAAACACAAAUGUUAAAUGCCGAUAUUGUACCAUAUAAUAAUUUAUGGAGAUCUGCAUCAUUCGGCAACGAAACCGAGCUAUUACAGCCAAUUAAUAAUGAGUUCCAAACAAAUAUACCACAUUCUAUAACUACAACGUUCUUACCAUUACAUCAGCAUCCAUUACAUUAUCAUCAUCAAUAUUCUACCACAACAGCACCGCCACCACCACCACCUUAUCCAAAGGAUCAUAGACUGAUUAACUCAUGUACUGCAUCAAAACAAAUAAAAUAUCACCUGGGAGAGUUGGGAAAAUCAGAUGAAUAUGUUGUAAGAUCUCCUUCAAAGUUAUUACUGAAGAAAACUGUAGGAAAAGAGCAAAAUACUAAGAUGAUCACUAAUUUCAAUAAGAAAACUGGAACAAAGCGUGGUGAUAACCGGAAGCUUUAUAGAAGAAAACAUAAAGAGCAUCUAGGUAUGGUCAACAACCAUCUCAUUCUAGAUCACUAUACCAAAAAUGACAGGAACAGACAUUAUAUUCUUAGUGUAUAUUCUGAUGGUAGUGUAUCAGAAUCAAGCGGUAUGUAUACGGUCAAACACUGUGGGUACCGCAACAAGAAACAUUCAAAACAUUUUGAUAGUAAAGCACAAAUUAUUGACUCUGAUUCUCCUGCUACAACUGAUGUAAGUAUUACUCGUACUAGCAAACGUUCGAGGAAAUGUUUCAACGAACAUUUUAUGCAUACAGAACAUAUUCAACGAGUUAACCAUUCACAUAAACAUAAAACAUGUCAUUUUCAUUCAAAAACACGACCGGAAAAACACACAGAUUUAUUAAACAACAAAAUUCAGUCAUUAAGUGGCAGUCUGUGCAGCACAGCUAAUAACGAUACUAAGUGUGAUAAACGUGUCAGAGAUUUUGAAAAGAAGUUUGAUGCUAAGAUUUAUACUGUACCAUCAUUGAAUGAAAGAUAUACGAUAUCUCAUAGUGAAUCCAAUCCACUGAAUUUAUCUUUCCUAGCAAGAGAGAAUAUAACCAAUAAUAUGAAUCGUUCAUUUUCUUCAUCUGACAUACCUUAUACGAGACAUGGAGAAUACAUUUAAAUGAUCCCAAUCAGCGGAACAUCCUACAGCAGUAUUCAUCUUUACAUCGAGUAAAUACGCUUAUUGUCAAGAAAUAAAAGGGUACACAUUCGGAAUAUUAACAUGAAAUGUGUACAUAUUUUCUCUUAAAUAAUAUUACAUAUAUAAAUAAACAAAUGAAAUUACUUUAAGACACCGUGAGCUGCUGUACAGUACUUUCAUUAGUCAAUCAAAAGAAAAGCCUACCUCAUUCUUAAUAAAUAAAACUCCAUAUUUCUCCUUACUUAAUUAUUAAACUCAGGAAAAUUUUAUAUUACUC